UAAAGUAUUUCCUUCAUCCCGACAUCCGGUGCGGUGCAAGUGUUGACGCGUUUGUAGUGUAAAAGGUGUAUUUUCUCAUUUUCAAAAAUGAGUUUUAAUGAUGAUAGUGGUUUGCAAGACGAUGCCAAUGAUAAAGAUGAUAGGGCUCAUUUCGUUGCACCGGUAAUUCAAGAUAAUCCAGAUGGAUGGGGUCCUUUUGGAUUACUCGAUCCAUUCAAAGACAUGCCGUACCAGCCAUUUUCCAAAGGAGAUAGGCUCGGCAAGAUUGCAGAUUGGACGGGAUCUGCAUUCCAGGAUAAGAAAUUUACAAAUAAAUAUGCAUCCCAAUUUGGUUCUGGAAGCCAAUACGCCUACUAUCAUGACGAGGAUGAGUCGACAUUCCAUCUGGUGGACACCACGAGGGUGCAGAAACCUCCAUAUCAACGAGGACGUUACGGCAGGCAUAAUCAACGCAACAUGCGUGGUCGUGGCAGUCAGCGUGGUGCAAUGAACCAGAUGCAAGCACUAGGCAAGUUGAAAUUGCGCGAACGUGAACGUAAGGGACAAACAAAACGUUGGGGUCGUCAGCAAGGUUUCCGAAAUCAUAAAAAUCAACCACCAAUUAAGAUUCGUGACGCCUCCGUCACUGUACGUCCCGAUUGGGUGACCAUCGAGGAAAUGGAUUUCCCACGUUUAGCAAAACUCUCACUUCCUGGCGUCAAAGACGGCGAGGAUGUUCUCUGCUGUGGUUCUCUCGAAUACUACGACAAAUCCUAUGAUCGCGUCAAUGUGAAAAAUGAGAAACCCCUGCAAAGAAUUGAUCGCAUUUUCCACACUGUCACAACAACUGACGAUCCAGUGAUUCGUAAACUUUCCAAAACCGAGGGCACUGUUUACGCCACCGACGCAAUUCUCGCUACAAUUAUGUGCUGCACACGCAGCAAUUAUUCCUGGGAUAUUGUCAUUGAGAAAAUUGGCGACAAACUAUUCUUUGAUAAGCGCGACAAUACUGAAUUUGAUUUACUCACCGUUAACGAGACAAGCGUUGAGCCACCGCAAGAUGAUGGCAAUUCAUUGAAUUCACCAAGAAAUUUGGCUCUGGAAGCCACAUUCAUCAAUCAUAAUUUCUCACAACAGGUUCUUAAAUCAAACGAACCGCGUUAUAAAUUCGAUGAGGGUAAUCCAUUCAUUUCCGAAGAGGAGGAGAGCGACGUUGCCAGUGUCGCUUAUCGUUAUCGUAAAUGGGAUUUAAAUAACGGAAUUGUAUUAAUUUCAAGAUGCGAACACGACGCCGUGAUGCAGGGUCCAAAUAACGAGACACAAUUCUUAACCGUCAAAGCAUUGAAUGAAUGGGAUUCGAAACUCGCCAAUGGCGUUGAAUGGCGUCAGAAAUUGGACACACAACGUGGCGCUGUACUCGCCAAUGAAUUGCGUAAUAACGCCUGUAAAUUGGCGAAAUGGACAGUUCAAGCACUGCUCGCUGGUUCUGAUCAAAUUAAAUUUGGAUACGUUUCGAGAGCAAUGGUACGCGACUCAAGCAAACAUGUUAUUCUCGGCACACAACAAUACAAACCCAAUGAAUUUGCAACUCAAAUUAAUCUCAAUAUGGAUAAUGCCUGGGGUAUUCUGAGAUGUAUCAUUGACAUCUGCAUGAAGCAAAAGGACGGAAAGUAUCUAAUCAUGAAGGAUCCGAAUAAGCCAAUGAUUCGUCUCUACGAUAUUCCUGAUAAUACUUUCGAGAGCGAGGGCGAUGAAGACGACGAUGAUGAACCUAUUAAUGACGCCUUCCAAAGUUAACGGACACGUCCAGUUUCAAUCAAUUGAUUUUCUACAAGAAUCUACAAAUUUUUUACAGUAAUUUAUAUUGCCAGGACGAAUAAUUAUUAUCGUUGUGAAAAGCAUUUAUUACUGUGAUAAUAAAAGAAAAAAGCACAAUUUGGAAGUCAAA
Molecule: messenger RNA, 1927 nt
Organism: Leptopilina heterotoma
Lineage: Eukaryota; Metazoa; Arthropoda; Insecta; Hymenoptera; Figitidae
Gene: eIF3d1
Product: eukaryotic translation initiation factor 3 subunit D
Exons: 3
Coding region: 88-1776 (562 amino acids)
Biological process (GO): translational initiation
Cellular component (GO): eukaryotic translation initiation factor 3 complex; cytoplasm
Molecular function (GO): translation initiation factor activity
Source: RefSeq, a predicted model, not a curated record